Molecule: messenger RNA, 1278 nt
Organism: Dermacentor andersoni
Lineage: Eukaryota; Metazoa; Arthropoda; Arachnida; Ixodida; Ixodidae
Gene: MED27
Product: mediator complex subunit 27
Biological process (GO): regulation of transcription by RNA polymerase II
Cellular component (GO): mediator complex
Molecular function (GO): transcription coactivator activity
Source: RefSeq, a predicted model, not a curated record
GGACAUAAGGACGCGUCUCAAAAUGGCAGCGAACAGCAGCGCGGUGUUCUGUUAGGGUGGUAGUUCUGUGGUUACGUUUCAGUGUAGUUACGUUCUGUGAGCAGUUACGUUGCGCGAAAAGUGUGAGCAAGAAUCAUGAACCCAUACAUUGCAGACAUAGGGAUAAAUUUGGACGCUGUGAACUCUGGCCUGAGGGCCGUGAAGGCCCUUCGAUGCACUGUCGGAGAAGUGUUUCGUACUUUGACGGAUGGCGUUCCGUGUUCACAGGGUGACGAAAACAAAGAGAAGAAUUUUAUUCUCGAAUUACAAGGAACACUAGGGGCAGUUAUCUCUCGCAUAAGAGAGUUGGAGACCGCAGUUACGCUGCUUGGUUCUCCUAUUGCACCACUGAACCUUGGAAGCACUGGCCACUUGUGUCAAGAUCCCACUUUGGACAGGACAUCCUUGUAUACAGACAUGAUUAAGUCAUAUCGGUGGUUUGACAAGGUCCAUGAGCACACAAGUCAUGCAUCAGCCAUUUUAACUCAGAAUGGAUUGAAGAGAUCUAACAGCUCAUUGUUUCCACCAAAACGAUUACGAAGACCGCAUAGCAACGGCCACAACUUCUCUCCUCAAAAUGUGGAUGCAUUUAUCAGCAGUGUACAAAGGCAAUUUGUUGACAUGUCAAUUGAGAUUCUGAGGCCGUGUGGAAACUCUGCUGUGCUAAAGAUUACACUGAGCCGGACCUUGAGAGCACUGGUGUGUCUUCGUGGCCUGAUCAUAGAAUGGGUGCUGGUGAAGGCAUUUAAUGAAGACUUUUAUACAGAUGAUGACCAGCUCGACAUGUGGUCGAAGUCUCGGUACCAGGUGUUUCAAAAGGUGACAGAUCAUGCCAAUGCAGCAAUGCUUCAUUUCUUUUCUCCACAACUUCCUGACUUGGCUGUUAAAUCAUUCCUGACGUGGCUCCACAGUUACCUGCACCUGUUCUCAGCGCCAUGUCGGAGGUGUGGCACACGACUCCAGCACAACAUGCCACCAACAUGGAGGGACCUACGCAAUUUGGAUGUGUACCACGAAACCUGCAGGCCGUGAGCAUUCCUUUGGACCACGUCAUGUCUUGAUUGUUCAUCUGAAUCGAGUUGGCUGCUUUAGUUCAGCUUUGCCAGAAGAUUAAGCAUGUGCUGAGCACUUGUUAAAUUCAACCACAUUGAGACAACUUGCCAUUGCUGAUCCAUCGGAUCAUCUCUUUGUACAUGUAAUAAAGAACUUGCACACACGUGUGCGCACGUGUCCUUAUGA